AUGAUAUUAAUACAUAACACCCCAUUCCUUCUCCACAGCUGGAUGAUCCGAGUGAGAUACACCGAUGAAACCGUCGACGCCUCUGGCUACGACCUACCUGGUACACAACACAUCACGUACACCUUCAGCGGCCCAGCCAUAGUCAGCCCAGACCAACUGUACACACUCACCACAGACGAGCACGAGCGUAGCACACACGAUGAGGUGUGGGAGAUACAGGACGACAGCUUGGAUGUGUGGGCGUACAGAACGGUGUAUCUGGAACUGUUGGAUGCGGACAAGUUGUUGGUGAGCACGGCGGUGGUGCGUCAGUGUGCCAGACGAGAGUAG
Sphaeroforma arctica JP610 is the source of this 330-nucleotide messenger RNA. RefSeq lists its product as hypothetical. Bases 1 to 330 code for a protein of 109 amino acids. The transcript has a single exon. The record is from RefSeq and is a predicted model, not a curated record. NCBI's taxonomy places the organism in Eukaryota, Ichthyosporea, Ichthyophonida.